CAAAUGGUGUUAUCACAAGAUACAAGAUUGAAUAGGGAUAUGGACAUCGAGUUGAUUCUACAGACCUGAAUUAUAACGAAACACAUUACAAAAUAACAAAUCUAACAGCUUGUGUCUUCCAUGAAAUUACCAUUAUGGCUGAGACUAUAAAAGGUUUUGGAGACAGAAGUACCAGAAAUACAACAAUGGCAGCAGCCCCGGAAGCUCCAGAUGAUGUGGUUGCUGUUAUGGUGCCUAAUAUAUCAGAUCAGCUAAAGGUAACAUGGACACAGCCAAAACCAUAUGGAAAGUGUACCAUCACCAGCAACAAGGUCACGUGGAUAUGGCAGGACUAUGGAGAAAAUAAAGUAAACGAGACAGUCAUAUCAAACACCUCCAAUUAUACCAUCAGCGGCCUAAAACCAUAUACCAAUUACACUGUAUGUGUAGCAGUUAAAACAGAAGGAGGAUAUGGACCUAGUGGAGAGUGCUCUAGUGCUGUCACCGAAGAAGAUGUUCCAGGACCACCAAUUGUAACAGUCACAGAGCCGUCUUUGGAUAGCAUUCAUCUGAUGUGGGAACAUCCCGUUGAACCUCGCGGAGAAUUGUUGUUCUAUAAUUUGAGCUGGAUGAAUACAGCAGAUAUCUCUGAUAGCGGCAACGAGAAAAUACCUGCAAACCAGACAAGCUACACUAUCACUGGGCUUCAGAGCAACUCACAGUAUAACAUUUCACUCAUGGCAAAGACUUCUGCCGGCUGGGGCACGGUUUUGGCAGAAACACAUGAAACCAUUAAACCCACAACCACCACUCCUGAGCCUCUCUGGAUGCUCGUCUUCGCCGUUGCUGCAGUACUAGCAGUAAUGGGAUUGUUGGUCUAUAGACAGAGACGAAUGUUCCCCGGAGAUUCAGGAAUUCUGCCUAAUAUAGAUGAUAUCCAGGAGAGCAGCACGAGCAUUUAUAAAACGAAAAAUUGCUUCCAAAAUGAAAGCUAUAUAUAUGAUGGAGGAGACGUGGAAGAAAUUACUGAAAAUGAAUAUUCUUCAUUUGACGAACAAGGCACAAAAGACGGUACUGAAAAUUAUAUAUCUGAAAGCCCGGAACUAUCAGCAAAUCCCAAAUGUACAGUCUCUCCGAAGACAAUAUUUAACGAGAAUGGAAAGGGCGAGAAGAAACAUACAACCGAAUUUAGUUCAGACGGAAAAUUUGUGGAGGAUAUGCUGCCAUUUCAGAAUAUUGCCAAGAGGACAGAAAACAACUCCGUCCCUGUAAACCACAAAGUAGAAUCAACUGAUAGUAAUCCGGAAAAGCUAUCAAGCAGGGGCGUUUUUACCUGGAACGGUUCGUUAGUGCAAGAUGUUAUAGAGGACACCGACAGCAGAGAAUCCGUACUGGAUUUGAAGAACAUGGGAGAGAUUCACGAAGCGGCAAGGGGAGGACGCGGUGGCGACGUCCUCAGAUCGCUCGAAGAUGGCGAAGACCCCUCUGCUUCUGCCGGCAGCAAUAACACUCCGCUCCAUUAUGCAGCCUACGAAGGACACACCGAUGUUUUAAGAGUAUUGCUGGAUAAAAAAUCUGACCCAAACCUCACGAAUGAUACUGGUGACACCCCACUACAUCUUGCUGCAAUAAAUGGAAAAGUCGGUGUUGUUAAAAUGUUUUCUGAAGAGGAAGGUGUUAAUUUAAAUCAACCAAGUGCUACGAAUCAAACACUUCUUGCAUAUGCAAGGUACGGAAGGGAAAAGCCAAUGUUGGAUGUUCUUAGGAACCCUGAGACUGUUUCGCCUGAAGGUAACACGCCGCUCCACUGUGCAUCACUGGCGGGCCAUACGGAAGUUGUUAAGUUGCUGCUAAUGAAAAAAGCAGACGUUAAAAGUGAAACUCCCACCCACCACACACCUUUGCACUAUGCUGCUCUCGCGGGUAAUCCCAUUCUGAUCAAGCAGUUGGUCUCUUAUGGAGCCGAUCCUAAUGCUAAAGACGAACGAAAUAACACACCUCUUCAUUAUGCCGCUCUUUGCGGACACACUUUGGUUGUCGAGAUGCUGGUGGAUGACAGAGCAGACAUACACGUUCGGACAGACAUGGGACUCUCAGUCCUUCACAAGGCUUCCUUCUACGGAAGGCUAUCCACUGUCCAGAAACUUGUUGAACUACAAGAUACUCUUGUCAACACACGUGACAAGGAAAAUUUAAGUGCAGAGGACACUGCUCUCAUCCGCGGUCAUGUUCACACAGCCUGGUGGCUCAACAAGAAUGCAACUGAAACUUCUUUACAAGAUCAAAAACACUUAACGAAUAUUUGUAUGAGCCGGUACAAACAAAGUGGAGACUUCUACCACACUUACUGCAGACAGAAGAACGCCAGCGCGAAAGCUCUAGCCACUGCCAUUGACUUCGGCGUCUGCGACAUGCAUUACCAAGACGAGCAGGGCCGGACGCUGCUCCAUGUGGCCGCGGAGCAGAACGACCGACCCAAAAUCCGGGUUCUGCUGGAGCGCGGCGCCCUGCCCACCGCCCGCACCCACGACGGCAAGACGCCCUCGGACCUCGCCCGGGAGAAAGGCCACUUGCAGGCUGCAAAGACGAUUGCAGACAAGAUCAGAGUUGAAGAAAUGGGCCAUAAAAAGAACAUGCUUUAUACUCACCUUUUGAAUCAAAUAACUGCAUUAGCAAAAGCAAACUUACAAGGAGAUAAUGAGGAACAGGAAGCCCGCCUGGCAGCCGUGAAAGAGGCUUCCUCACUGCUGGCUUCCGGUGCCCCUUUGGAGCCUCCGGGAGGGCACUCCUGCUACCCGCUGCAUCAUGCCAUCACAGCUAACUGCACUUCUCUGCUGCCGCUACUGCUGGCUGCUGGAGCGCCGUUGACGUCGUCUGCUGACAGCUUUGGCCCAGUACAGAUGGCAUGGAUGACCCCGGAUGCCACACCUUGGGUCGGCGUUGUUGUGACAAGGGUUUCUUUGGCGAGAGAAUGUCGGCGUUUGGCCGAUGAAUCAGAGAAGGCUCGAGAACCAAUACAGAAAGAGGAAGCAAAGAAGUUUGCUGUACUUCUCCUUUCACUGUAUUGCGCAUAUUAUUCACUAACAGAUAUUGACCAUGAUAUGCCGUGCUGGAAGACAAUCUUUGGGCGCCUAAAUGAUGAAUUAUCUGAAGGUGAUGAUGACUGGAUGGCAAAACUCUUCCGUGUCAUCAGAAAACAGAAUACAAGAGAUUGUGAAGAUAAAGGAUCGGUAAGUAGCUUCAGUAAUGACACCUACAGUGACUUGCUGGACCAGAUUGCUGAAAGACCGUCAAAGUAUGUUGCAUCUAGUAUACCUCUAGGUAAUUCAGAAAAUAUACAUAUACAAGGGAACACAUUUACUGAAAUCUUAGAAAAAGCAACAAUUCAGUGUUGUGAAAAGGAGUUCCCACUAUUUCUCCAUCUCUUGGUGCAUGUGGGAGGCCAGAAGGUCAAUCAAGAACUUGAGGUGUGUCGGGCAUCGCCCUUGCAUUACGCCGCUCGAAAGAACAACGCUUCUGCAGCCAGGUACCUCGUCAGUCACGGAGCUUCGGUUGAGGCGAAGGAUCGUUUCGGCAACACACCUGCACACUAUGCCUGCAUGUAUGGUCACAAGGAUCUCGGGGACUUCUUGAGGACAUAUAAAGUAAACAUAUAUGGAUUAACAGCAAUGGACAUUCUAGAUGGUUAUAGGAAAUACCUAGAGCUAUAUGAACUAGAUUUAAAAUCUCUAGAAAACAUAGAUAUGCAAAGAACUAAUACUGGACCUCAAAGAAUAAAAAUUCUUUUGAAGGAGUUCAAGAAAAAAUGGCAGUUAUAUGGCAUAGGUAAAACAAUAGCUAAAGUCCAUAUCAACUAUUCAAGGGGAGAAUCUCAAGAAAUAGAAACAGCUGUGUUAAAUUUUGUAGACAGUCUCAAAAACUCAGUUGCAAUGAAAAAUCCUAUGUUCAGUGGGGAAGUAGUAAUGCUAGGAAGUUCGGCAGACAAUGUGAGGCUCUUCUGCCCUGAUGAGUUUGACUGUAAUAUUGUAUUAAAUAGCUUUAAUGAAGGUCUGCAAGUGUCACUGGAAGAAAUGGGACCUAAUUAUAGUGGCUGUAGGACAAAAAUUAAUGUAUCAUCAAACGACAAGAACAUUAUCAGCCUUCUUAAAGGAAAUAGAUUCUUGCAUACAUUUUAUGAUCUGGUUAAGGAGUGCAUUUCAGAUAUUGACCCUGAAGAUAAAAGGAUGACAAUUAUUCCACCUGGAGUGAAAAGGACCAAAGUUGGAGUGGGACUUAGCCUUGCCUGGACGGGUAGGGAGUAUCCUUUACUACUGGUAGAUGUGGAUAUCGUACCCACUAUGGAAGCUCCCUGGCCAGCAGAUCUGCCGAGGCCACCUCUUACGCCGCCUCACCUGAAGUCAGUAUACAUCAACAGCAUUGGCAACGGCGAGUGGAGGUUCUCCUUCGCAAAGGCAGAGAAUGAAAUCAUGAAGAAUCUGACUCCUGAUCAGAGGCUAGUGUUUCUGGCUUGUAAGAUGGUUCUUAGUUCCCUCAAAGUGGAAAAGUGGGCAUCAAGAGAUAUUCAGAACAGAUUUAAAUAUUUUGAUAAAAUUUUCUUCAAAAUUUCUUCACCAAAAAGUUUUAUCCUAAAAAACACAUUUUUCUUGGAACUACAAGAUUUCAAAGACCAGAGAUACUACUGGACAGACCACUUAGAGAAAAGGAUAAGAUCAGUUUUUGAACGCAUGUGUGAAAAAGAUAUCAAAGGACCAGUGAAAAUAGAAGCUUACUUUGCAGGCGGGACAGAACCUUCAUCCCUAGGAUACGGGGCACCAGAUAUUGUUUCAUUUUUCACUCCUAAACCCGGCUUUCACGGAGUAAGUGAAUACUAG
Penaeus indicus is the source of this 4850-nucleotide messenger RNA. RefSeq names its product serine/threonine-protein phosphatase 6 regulatory ankyrin repeat subunit A-like. Gene Ontology annotation, biological process: protein localization to ciliary inversin compartment. The transcript has 10 exons. The record is from RefSeq and is a predicted model, not a curated record. Gene Ontology annotation, molecular function: protein binding. Lineage: Eukaryota; Metazoa; Arthropoda; Malacostraca; Decapoda; Penaeidae. Gene Ontology annotation, cellular component: ciliary inversin compartment. Bases 135 to 4850 code for a protein of 1571 amino acids.